Pyrenophora tritici-repentis Pt-1C-BFP is the source of this 1194-nucleotide messenger RNA. Lineage: Eukaryota; Fungi; Ascomycota; Dothideomycetes; Pleosporales; Pleosporaceae. The record is from RefSeq and is a predicted model, not a curated record.
AUGCUCGCGGCAAGAGCAGGCACAGAUCCCGAGUUGAAGGCAGUCAUGAAGAUUGUGGCGGCAGGCUCAGCAAGCAAGGAGCAGCUCGAGUUCUUCCAGACACAUAUCAACGAAUUGACCAACAUCCUCGCGAGACAGAAGGAAGAGAAGAUGGCCAAGCUUCCACAACCUCCACCCACCCCGAAAGCUCCACCGCCUCCUCCGCCACCGAAACAGAUAUCCCAUCCUCCACCCCCACGGCCUGUUCAGCCACUUCCACAACAAAUACAGCCCAACACACCGAAGCCAUACAACCCGGUUCCCAUACAACAAGGCCAGAUGCGGCAUGCGCCUCCAAUACAGCAGCCGCACACGCCAUAUGGAAACAGCUACAAUAAACCACCCCAGUAUCACCCCCAACAUCCAGCCCCGACCUACACUCCACCGCCGCGGACAACCUACCGCCCAUUGGUCUUUAGUUUUGUACAUGGCAACGAGGACAAGUUCUACUUUCCUUCCUACAGUUUCAUGGAAUGGCUGCCUAAUGGAACUGGCGCGAAAUUGUCGUUCUUGAUUACAAAGAUGAAACCGAAGCCAGAACCCGAAGACAAACCUCCAUCUACACCCGCGCCAAAGCCAGAGGCAGUACCGGUACAAGCGCCAACGCCAACGCCAACGCCAGCACCUACAUCUACACCUGCACCGAACAUUGCGCCGCAUGCGACACCCGGCGUGCCUACACCGGAUGCCAUGACACCCACACCCAACCCUACCCUCACGCCUAUACAGCCCGCUACAUCAGCUCCUCCAACACCUUUCGUCCCACCGAAACCACCACAACGCAUAGAAGACUUCGACGAGAUGAAUGAAAUAGACAAUAUCGAAUUCUACCAGCCCGUCACUGUCCUUCUCCUCAUCGAGAACGACGAAGGCGACGAAAUCGCAAGUGCCUUACCACGCUCAGUACGCCCACCACAUGUCGUGGAAAAAUACAUGAAUGCGGUUUUCGAUCGGUGCAAGCGCGCAGAUGAGACAUAUCUAGCAUUCAGAUUACCGAGGGACGGCGAUGAACCGGUCGAGAAGAAGGCCAAGAGUGGAGAAGCAACACCUGCUCUGACACCGACGGUGGAUUUCAACAUGGGUGGCUUUGGGGCGGGCCAGGCAGCUGUACUUGAGAAGAAGAAAGCUGGACGGCCUAGGAAGAGUCUGGUUUAG